AUGGGGGCCGCGAUGUCCAGCCUCGAGGGGCUCUGCGGGGGCAGGAGCCGUCCCGCCCCUGGGGCGGCGGUGCCCGUGAAGGUGUGCGCGAAGACGCCCGACGGCUCGCUGCAGACAAGCCCCGCCGAGCUCGCGGAGCUCGGCGCCUCGGCGCUCGCCGCGGGCGCUGGCGACCCGGUGCCGUUCGACGAGUUCAUGGCCUCGGAG
This is a messenger RNA of Prorocentrum cordatum, 207 nucleotides long. The record is from the annotation of a GenBank genome assembly. Lineage: Eukaryota; Dinophyceae; Prorocentrales; Prorocentraceae.